AUGGAGGCUAAUAGUGCGCCGGGGCCGGAUGGAUUCGGGGCGGGAUUCUAUCAACAGUGCUGGGAGAUCAUCAAAAAGGACUUGAUAAGGGCUGUUCAGGACUUUUUUAAGGGGAUCAAGCAGCCCAGGGAUUUCUCCAGUGCGUUACUGGCCACUGUAGACCUCCUCUUCAGGACAUUCUCCAACUCGUGGUUUUCAGUUGUAAUCAAUGGCCAACCUGCAGGUUUCUUUAAGUCUAGUAGGGGAGUGCAUCAAGGGGAUCCUUUGUCCCCUGCUCUUUUCUUGUUUGUAGCGGAGUUUCUGGGACAAGGUCUCCAGCAGCUAGGUCUCAACAACAAGGAUAGUUGCUAUGUCUCGGCCGGCGGUACUGUGCCCUAUCUUGCGUUUGCCAAUGAUACGAUCAACUUCACUCGGUGCUCGGAACCAUCCCUGAAGGCUCUUCGUGAUUUUCUCCUUCUGUAUCAAGCACAUUCUGGUCAAAAGGUCAAUGCAGGGAAGAGCGCUCUUCUCCCGCCCCGGCCCUCGUGCAACUGA
This is a messenger RNA of Coffea arabica (coffee), 534 nucleotides long. The record is from RefSeq and is a predicted model, not a curated record. Lineage: Eukaryota; Viridiplantae; Streptophyta; Magnoliopsida; Gentianales; Rubiaceae.